Molecule: messenger RNA, 378 nt
Organism: Theileria orientalis strain Shintoku
Lineage: Eukaryota; Apicomplexa; Aconoidasida; Piroplasmida; Theileriidae
Exons: 2
Coding region: 1-378 (125 amino acids)
Source: RefSeq, a predicted model, not a curated record
AUGGAAUGUAAAUCCGCGGUGUGUAGCAUACUCGGCUUAGGCUAUGUAGAUAGUGCUGGACAUUGUCGUGAAUGGUGUUCGAUUCUGGGGAAACUAUGGUACGUUAAAUCUUCCUUUAGGCUUUCCAAGUUUUGGGCCACGUUUGCGUGUAUUAAACCUUGUGUGUUAUCAUGCUCUACAGCUAUUCUACGAGGCUCGGCGCUCGGAGCACAACUUAUGAAACCAUCGCAUGAUACGCCAAUUUAUGAAAGAGAAUUGUUCACAGUGUUAAUGAGUUUUGGGAUAAACCUAAAUUUUAAAAGUACAAGAAAUUUUAACCAAAGGAGUCACAAUUUUUCUAAUAAAUCGCAUUUCAUAAUAAGAUCUUGGCUACUUUGA